UUCUGCCGCUACAUCCACAUCCGCUCAUACCGCUCGAUUUCAUACAACUUGCACCGCCGGUACAACCCUUUCGCGACCUACCACUGCAACGUUGCGAGUUUUGAAGGGGGUGCGGAUUCGCUAUUCGGAGUACCACCUUCGUAUAUGAGAAGAUCGAGAAGGGGGAGUGGAGGCAGUAGUCUAUUUAGUGGUGAAUGGAUGAGUACCCUCGGAGGGGUUGCCAAAUCGAAGAGGAAAAGUUUAAGGGAGGGGAGUGAGGAUAGUCCUGUCCCUCCACUACCGCCCUUGCCAUCGGAGUUCCGGGAUGGCGGUAUGCCGGGAUCGACGGUAUCUUUGCAGCCAUCGCAUUCCGUCUUAUCUACGACCGCGAGGAGGAUCUGGACGUACACGCGCUUCUUCCCCUCCUACGCCCGAUGCUUCUCACACGCUCGAUAAACUACGGCGGCUCUCGAGGACGUUGGAGGAUCUGACGCUUUUCGAUGACGCUUUGGGUCUGGGAGGGGUAAGUAGUGUCGGUGAUCCGUGGACGCUCAUCCUCAAUCCGAAUGCGGAUGCUGAGGCUAAGAGCGGGGUGCUUUUGGAAGUGGCGGCUGCAGGAGGAAGCUCGUCAUCUGGAGGUGGGAGUCUGCUAUCUGGUAGGUCUGGAGGUGGCUCGAAGGAGGGACAGAAAGAAGGGAAGAGGAAGGAGAAGUUUGAUGAGUGGGAGGGGUUGAGCACUGCGCAGGUGUGGAGGGCAGCGCAGAUGGAGGUUAUCGAUACGGAAGGGAAGAAGGUUAAGUUUGGGAGCCUGUUCGAGGAGCAGAGGACUAUUUGUUGUUUCAUUAGGCAUUUCUGGUGUCCGUUUUGUCAGGAUUAUUUGCGGAGUAUCGUGGACAACGCCCCACCGGCCAAGCUCGAUAAGGCUGGUGUAAAGCUUAUCAUCGUUAGCAAUGGCUCACACAAACUUGCUAAAGCAUAUCAAGAAAAUGUCUUCAAGUGCCCCUAUCCUAUCUAUGUCGAUCCUUCUCGCGAGCUGUAUCGCGCGUUUGGUAUGACUCGCUGUACGAUCAACGGGGGACCUGAAUCGGAAAAGGGUGCAUAUGUCGUUCAUGGACCCAUUGGCGGCCUUGGAAUGGCGUUGAGGAAUGCCAUGAAAAUGCCCCUGGGGAAUGCGGGUGAUAUCAAGCAGUUAGGAGGGGAGUUCAUUCUUGGACCGGGGAUCCGAUGCGAGUACGCGCAUCGGAUGCCGACAACAAGAGGGCAUGUUGAUAUUAGAACACUCCUUUCGAUUACCAGGGUCGACAGGGUUUCAGAGGAAGGAGAGCGGUCGCGGGAUAAGUUAGAGGUAGACAUUGACCAUCCGAGGAAAAAAGAAUGGGAUGCGCUCAUGCGGUGGAAGGAGAAAAGGGGCAAGGGCAAGUGGGAGUUGUUUGAUGAUCUUGCAAGUGAGGAGGAUAUGGUGGCGCCGUAUGACUGCAGCGAUCAAGACCAGGCGUGCGAUACGGAGGAAGAUGGAUGGGGAAAGAGGACCAUGAGGGAUCUUUUGGCUCUUAUUCCGCAAGAUCCGGAUGUGGACGAAGUGGCGCGUCAUGAGUCGUCGCCGCUUAUGGCUACUUCAGCGGGCUGACCAUUCUAUUACCACACUCUUUGCAUUUCAUCAAACCUGCCUCGUGUUAUUCCUUUCUUCACGCUCCUUCCAGCUCUACCGGCAUAUGCAGUAUCGCUUUCUCUUCUCUUUCCCGGCGAGUCCAACGAAUCAUGCAUGAAAUAUUGUGCACGUUGCAUUCAACCUCCAGGGCUUC
Cantharellus anzutake is the source of this 1781-nucleotide messenger RNA. Its product is annotated as AhpC/TSA antioxidant enzyme-domain-containing protein. NCBI's taxonomy places the organism in Eukaryota, Fungi, Basidiomycota, Agaricomycetes, Cantharellales, Hydnaceae. The transcript is spliced from 5 exons. The coding region runs from base 305 to 1606 and encodes 433 amino acids. The record is from RefSeq and is a predicted model, not a curated record.